GCCAAUUAUUGGUUGCGAAAUGAAGCUGUGAAAAAGGGAAGCUUAAGAAAACAGUAGUUACGCUCGUUCUGGUCACAGUCACAGUUGUAUUUUAACAGAUUUGCAACGAAUUCAGAUCUGGUCGCUUCGAAUUGAGCACCAUGGGUUGCUUCUAUUCGAAGAAAUCUAAAAGAAAGUCUGGAGGAAAAGAGGAUCCUGCGCUGACAACGAGUGUCGACGAUGCAGGUAACACGGUUCCCCUUGGCAACAACGUCGACGAGGCGCCGAAGCAAUACAGCUGGGAUAAGAGAGAAAAGGUUGACCCAAAGGACUACAUGCUGACUGGGCUCCGAGACGUCACAGCGGGUCGGCUGUCUGGAAAACUGAACGGGCAGCAGUUUGUCAUCCAAGAGUGUGAGAACUGCAACAUCUACGUGUUUGACCACUCAGCAGCUAUCACCAUUGAUGACUGUGUCAACUGCCGCAUUUUCCUAGGCCCUGUAAAGGGAAGUGUGUUUUUCAGAGAUUGUAAAGACAUCAAGUGUGUGGUGGCCUGUCAACAGUUUCGCACACGGGACUGCAAAAAGUUGGAAGUUUUCCUCUGCUGCGCCACACAGCCCAUCAUUGAGUCAUCUACGGGGAUGAAGUUUGGCUGCUUUCAGUACUUCUACCCCGAACUGGCCUUCCACUUUAAGGAUGCUGGCCUGAGUAUAUUCAACAACAACUGGAGCAACAUCCACGACUUUACGCCAGUGUCGGGGGAGAACAACUGGAGCUUGUUGCCAGAGGACUCAUCAGUUCUGGAUUUUGUUCCAGCACCUGACCCUGAGUCAGAAUUCAAGUCUAUUCGAAUGUCCACUGACCCCUCGCGGAGCAUUGUGCCUUUGACAAAGGGAGGGAGGCGGAAGGGCAGCGAGGAGUCUUGUCUUUUUGUUUUCUUUGCUGGAGAAUACUCCACAGCAAAUGCCCGCAAACUGAUUGAUGAGGCAACUGCUAACGGUUUUGUGCUUAUCCAAACGAAAGAGGUUUCUAUGCGGCCAGAAGAUGUGAAGCGAGUGUUUCAGAACAGCGCUGAUGAUCUGGUGGAGUGGAUCUCCAAAGGUCCUGUCAUUGCCCUCGAGCUGAAUGGUGAUGGAGUUGUAGAAGCCUGCAAGAAGGUUGCAAAUGAAGUCUUCAGUGGCACCAAGGUUUUUGUCUCUGAUAACAAAAAUACAUCUUCUCGGGAUGUCGACAGCUUCUUCAACUUUGCUGACAUGCAGAUGGGCUUGUGAAAGGUUAGCCAUCCCAACAAGCUGCCAGAGAAGAUUGAGAUGUUUUUACUACCCCCCUCUGCCACCUGUAGCUCAAGCUGAGUUCUGGUGAUAUGCCUCUCUUUUUGGGACUGUUUGAUAAUGCCUUGAAUUAAACAAGCCACUUCCAAACAUGAAAUGUUCCAACAGGAAAAGUUGAAUCUACUGUUAACCACUCAAACAUUAGAUGGGAAAAGUGCUGUGAAUAUUUAUGAUUUUAUGAAUGUUUAUCGCUUUUAUCUGUUGUAAAUGUAGCUCCAUCCUAUAAAUGUAAUUUUUAUUUAAGAAAUUGAUGUUAAUCAUGCUCUUAUACAACAAAAGCAGUGGAUGUAAACAUGAGCACAGUGCUUGGGUACCUGUGUGUGUGGUUUAGUUUAUAUAUUUUUCUGUUUUAUGAAAAGUCUGUAUUUAAAAUGCUGUAUAGUAGAUAAUUGCCAUCUUCAUUGAUUGGGUUUAGGCCAAAGUCAGAUUUAGAAAAUGACUGGACUGUGCUUUCUGGUCGGAUCAUUUUGUUAGCUGUAAACCUGCAGAACUUAGCUGACAUUUUUGAUGAAGAUUCUUUUUAAAAGUUUGUAUUAUACUUUACUGGAUGUCUUUAUAUAUAGAAGCAGAUUCAUACCCAAUAUAUAUUUUUAUAUUUUGUACUUCUAAGAACAAAAUGACUAGAUGUCUAAUCUGAGCCUGCAGUGUCCAUCUUGGUAAAGCAUGUUAGAUUUAGUCACUAUAACAUUGGGACAUUGUUUUAUGCUGACAGAGACGGAUGAUCUGGUCAUCAGGGUGAAGGGAAGCAUUCUUUUCCUCUUUUUAAGCACAGCAUUUUCUUUUUUCAUAGCCAUAUAUGUCACUAGCUGUUUGAAGCUGCUCGUGUGGUUGCUGCAGAUUUGUAAAAAUCUGCUCAUCUUUAGCUGCUGUCUUUAGUAACGUGAACACACAUUGUUUGUGUUGUAUACCUGUUCUGUUUUUUCCAUCCCCAGAAAAGUGAAUUAUGAAUUUUCUCAAGGAGUUUCAGUGCUAAAACUGUUCACUGCCGUCAAGCCAGCCCUCGUUCGGAAACAAGUGUCAAGCCAGCCCUCCUUCGAUUUUUACGGGCGCAACUACAAGAGCAAUUUCGGUGUCCUCAUUCGAGAGUGUCUUUCAAAAAUAAAAGCGCUCUUCUAGGAUGUGUGUCUGAACGUGCUAAUGAACACUUUUUCUGUAUGUGUUACAUUUUGUCUAAGACAAAACUGCAUUUUUAAUGAUUUUAUCUAUUAAAAGAAUACUUUUAAUGAAAACGAUUAAAAAAAAUUCUGUAACGUGUGCAAGAUAAAACUACAUUGUUAAUGAUUUUAUCUAUUUUAAAAAUACAUUUAAUUAAAAGAACGAACACAA
Molecule: messenger RNA, 2636 nt
Organism: Nothobranchius furzeri (turquoise killifish)
Lineage: Eukaryota; Metazoa; Chordata; Actinopteri; Cyprinodontiformes; Nothobranchiidae
Gene: rp2
Product: RP2 activator of ARL3 GTPase
Biological process (GO): post-Golgi vesicle-mediated transport
Cellular component (GO): periciliary membrane compartment; cilium
Molecular function (GO): GTPase activator activity
Source: RefSeq, a predicted model, not a curated record